Culex quinquefasciatus (southern house mosquito) is the source of this 3343-nucleotide messenger RNA. RefSeq names its product delta-1-pyrroline-5-carboxylate dehydrogenase, mitochondrial (gene P5CDh1). Gene Ontology annotation, molecular function: L-glutamate gamma-semialdehyde dehydrogenase (NAD+) activity. The record is from RefSeq and is a predicted model, not a curated record. The transcript is spliced from 7 exons. The coding region runs from base 375 to 2087 and encodes 570 amino acids. Lineage: Eukaryota; Metazoa; Arthropoda; Insecta; Diptera; Culicidae. Gene Ontology annotation, cellular component: mitochondrial matrix.
CAAAAGUCGUCUGUCGUCGUCGGUCGGUCGAGAUCUCGGUCGGGUGGUCUCUGUUCUAGCUGCUGGGGGUUGCACGGAGCACUUACGUAAUUUUGCUAUCCUGCCUAUUUUCUUUUGUGCGUGGGGUUUCACAGGUUCCGAAAUCCGGAAGUGGCCACUGCUGGCAACGUGCUACUCUAGUCUAUAGGAAAAGUGAGCUGGAGCUUGUACAGUGAUACCAAAUUAGCAGUGACGAAAAUCGGAAGUCAAGGCUGAGCAGAACAAGAAAAAAGAAAAAUAGAGCCACUUCCUGUCCGUAAAUCGAUUUUGGUCACGUAACGUUACGCCAGCGGAUACAUUUUUGUGGGUCAACGAAGAGGAAUUAGCAGCUCGAAAUGUUUGCCGUCUGCAAAAGUGGAGGAACGCUAGUCAGCAGCAUUCAAAGGUAUGGCGUCCGCUGCAUCGGCUCGAUCGUGCCGGACAACCGGCUGCCCGAGUUCCCGCUCGUCAACGAGCCCGUGCUCGAGUACAAGAAGGGCUCCAAGGAGCGCAAGGAGCUGGAAGCUGCCCUGAAAAAGACUGCCGCCAAGACGGAGGACGUGCCGAUCAUCAUCGGCUCGGAGGAGUUCCGCACGAACGAGGUGCGCCACCAGGUGAUGCCCCACAACCACAGUCAAAAGAUCGCCCAGUUCUACUGGGCCGACAAGAAGCUGGUGGAGAAGGCGAUCAAGACGGCCACCGAAACGCAGGUCAAGUGGGACCGCACGCCGAUCGCCGAGCGGAUAAAGAUCUGGCAGAAGGCAGCCGACCUGAUGGCGGGACCGUACCGGCAGGAACUGAACGCCGCAACGAUGCUGGGACAGGCCAAGACGGUGAUCCAGGCGGAGAUCGAUUCGGCGGCCGAGCUGAUUGACUUUAUCAGAAUGAACACCUUCUAUCUGAAGGAGGCCACCAAGUACCAACCGAUCAGCGAGAACGCCAAAGUGACCAAGAACUCGCUACGGUUCCGAGGUAUUGACGGCUUCGUUGCCGCCAUCAGUCCCUUCAACUUUACUGCCAUCGGUGGAAACCUUGCCUACACGCCGGCGUUGAUGGGCAACGGUGUUUUGUGGAAGCCCUCGGACACGGCUCUCCUGUCCAACUACGUCAUCUUUAAGAUCAUGCGAGAGGCCGGCGUGCCCCCGGGCGUGGUCAACUUCAUUCCAACCGACGGUCCGGUCUUUGGGGACAACAUCACGGCGUCCCCGCAUCUGGCCGGUAUCAACUUUACCGGUUCCGUACCGACGUUCAACCGGCUGUGGCGUCAGGUCGGCGAAAACAUCAACAUCUACAACAACUUCCCGCGACUGAUCGGUGAGUGCGGCGGCAAGAACUACCACUUUAUCCACCCGACGGCGGACGUCCAGUCGGUGGUGAACGGCACCAUCCGGUCCUCGUUCGAGUUUUGCGGCCAAAAGUGCUCCGCUUGCUCGCGCAUGUACGUCCCCGAGUCGCUCUGGCCCAAGGUCAAGGAGGGCCUGAUUAAGGUGCGCGACACGCUCAAGAUCGGGGACGUGACGGACUUUAACAGCUUCACGUCGGCCGUCAUCGAUGACAAGGCGUUCGCGCGGAUCAAGUCGUACAUCGAUCAUGCGAAGAAUUCCAAGAACCUGGAGAUCGUCGCCGGAGGCAAGUACGACGACAGCAAGGGAUACUUCAUCGAACCGACGAUCGUGCAGUCGAGCGAUCCGCUGGACAAGAUCAUGACGGAGGAGAUCUUCGGCCCGGUGCUGUCGAUUUACGUGUACAAGGACAAGGAGCUGGACCAGACGCUCAAGAUGGUCGGCACGUCGACGCGGUUCGCGCUGACCGGGGCGGUGUUCUCGAAGGAUGAAGCCUUCCUGAAGCGAGCUUUGGACGAACUCAAACUGACUGCGGGCAACUUCUACGUGAACGACAAGUCCACCGGAUCAGUGGUCGGCCAGCAGCCGUUUGGUGGUGGUCGAAUGUCAGGAACCAACGACAAGGCCGGCGGUCCGCAUUACAUCCUCCGGUGGUGCACGCCCCAGUCCAUCAAGGAAACUUUUGUUCCGCUGAACGAGGUUGACUAUCAGUACAUGCGAGAAUAAGCAGCUUCUCCUGAGCAAGAAUGAAACUAAAUCCUGACCCAAUCGUCCCCCCUUUCCUUCGUUUAGAUGUUUGCUUCUGGGUCUUACCGAAGAACCCACUUUUCCUCCCCUUUACUAGAAGUAUUGUUUUACCCUUAAGCGUCUCGAAAGACUACCAAGAACAAGAAGAAGAAGCAGGCUUCACGAACACCCACGUGACGAAGCUGAGUGAUAUUUGAUUCUCGAUUUGUUGGCCCCUUCCCCCCGGCUUCCUUUUUGCUGCUUUUGUUUUGGACACCGUCACACUAACACACAGCACACAUCCCAAAGCAUUUGUACUAUUCUCACACAAGCACACACACACACACACACCAACACAUGCUCGAACCACAAUCUGAAGCGGUCUUUUACAUUGAACGCAACACAGCACUACUUAAAACAUUUAAGUAAUUUUGUGAGCUAAAUUUGUCCUCGAAAACAGAAGAAACUGGUUUUGUUCUACACAAGACAAGAAAAAAUUGUUUGUUGAUCAAUAAAUGUUAUUUAUGCGUUAAAAAAACACACAAACACACUACAAAAGUCUUUCGUUUUGAGUUGUUUGAUUUAUUUUCAUUAUUUGUACGAGACUUUCUCGAAAUGUUUGAGCUCGUUUCCUGCUGCUGGCAAACUUGUACCACUGACAAUAUAAAUGUAGCGAAGGAAAGCCACAACUUUGCGACUAAAAUAGUUAAAAACAUUUGUUGAAUUAAACAUAAUACCAAAAUAAUCGCACUAUCACAUGUAUCGCAAAACAAUAAGGAAGUAAUAAUCGAUGUUGACUUACCGUAAAUAAACCACUAAUCAGUCAGCAAUCAAAAGAGCAAAAAGAAAGAAAAUCACGCAUCCAAAUAAAACAAACUAUUCAACUAGCAGUAGCACUCCCGUACCAAAGUUCAAGUUUUGUUUUUUUUUAUCAUACGGUAACAUACACCAUACACAAACACGCCACCCUCAAUUGCGUUUUGAACAAAAAAUAAACACACACACGCACGUAUAACACACAUUCAAACAUUCUUGAUGAGAUCUGAUGAGAAUGGUCGAAAUUAUCUAAAUACAUCCUGGGAAUCAGGUGUUGUUCGACUGCUAAACAUUGUGGAAUACCUAUGUGUAUAACGUAUGAAUAAUGGAGCCAGUAAAUGGUGAUGAUGAUGAUGAAGAAGAAGAAGAAAAAAACUGAGAUAAUUUUUAGUAGCUAUUAAGAAACGAAAAAAAUCGAGUUAGUAAAUGUUUAAAAAGUA